Messenger RNA from Funneliformis caledonium, 1767 nucleotides. NCBI's taxonomy places the organism in Eukaryota, Fungi, Glomeromycota, Glomeromycetes, Glomerales, Glomeraceae. The record is from the annotation of a GenBank genome assembly.
AUGGGUAAUGGUCAUCGUAAAAAACCUUUUAGUGGAAAACAAAAGAAAAAGCAGCUACUUGAAAAACGAGCGAAAAAUGCUUCUAAGACAAAAGAGGUUUCAGAUAAUGAAGAAUUCGAGGAUAUAGAUAAACAUAUCGAAGAAAAUAAGCAAGUUAAAGGUCCAUCAAAAAGAGAACAAUUAUAUGAUAAUAAUCGAAUCGCUGCUUCUUCUACUCGAAAGCUGAAUAACCCAAGUAAAAGAUUACAUUCAGUUUUCGAAAAAUUAUCAUCAAAAGAGAUCAAGGCUCAACGUAAAGCGAGUAUGAACACUUUCGCUCGCUUACCUUCAACUGUAUUAGAGGUUUCCGUUAAUGAUAUUUACAAAUCCAUCAUUGAUUUUCCAAAACGGCCGUCUUGGAAUUAUGAAAUGACAAAGGAAGAAUUGGAAGCUAAUGAAGAACAUUAUUUUCAACAAUGGUUAGAUGAUGUCUAUGAUAGAUAUCCAAAAGGGGAAUUAAGUUUUUUUGAGCAUAAUCUUGAUGUCUGGCGUCAAUUAUGGCGAGUUCUUGAAAUUUCAGACAUAAUAUUGAUUGUGGUUGAUAUUAGACAUCCCCUGUUACAUUUUCCACCUUCACUAUAUAAUUAUGUUGUUAAAGACAUUAAGCGAAAGAUGCUGCUUGUGGAUUUGGUAGCGGAAAAUACAGUGUAUGCAUGGACUAAAUAUUUUGAAGAACAAUUUCCUGAACUUGGUGUUGUUAAAUUUAGUUGUUAUCCUAGAGAUAAUAAAUUUGUCGAUGACACUUCUACAGCAUUUUUAAAGGAACGAACGAAACGUCCAAAGACAAGACGUUAUCUUGCUUCAGGAAUUAAAGAAUUGCUAAUUGCAUGCGAAAAUAUGAAAUUGGUCAAAGAAGGCGUAGAUGUAAGUUGGAUGGAAUUGGUGGAACAGUAUAAUCGAAGCGCAACAGUAUUUGACGAUAUAAGUGAUAUCAAAGAAGAGGAUGAAAUGGACGAUAAUGAUGAAAGUCGAGAAGAAACAUGUGAUAUUGAAUCACUGGUUUUAGAAGAGGAAAAACAUAUUAAACGUAUUGAAGAUUUGUUAAGAACAGUAGAUAUUCAAGAUACAAAAGUAUAUUCUCAUAACGAGUUAAUUACAAUAGGACUUGUGGGACAUCCUAAUGUUGGGAAGAGUAGCCUAAUAAAUAGUAUACUUGGUAGAACAGUUGUUAGUGUUUCUAAAACGCCAGGGCACACGAAGCAUUUUCAAACAAUUCAUUUAUCAAAGAGUGUUCGUAUUUGUGAUUCUCCAGGAUUGGUUUUUCCAAGUCUUUUACCCAAACAAAUACAGAUAUUAUCGGGAAUGUAUCCGAUUUCCCAAGCCGAGAGAAUUCCUCUAGAAUCAUUACUUAAACUUGAUCCUCCAGAGCAAUUACAAAAUAACGAAUGGUCAGCUUGGUAUAUAUGCGAAGCAUUCGCGAUUAAACGAGGAUAUUAUACAAAGGCAUCCCGACCAGAUGUUUAUCGAGCCGCUAAUGCUAUACUUCGUUUAAUUAAUGAUGGGCGUAUUUUACUUUCUUUUAAACCACCUGGAUUUUUUACAAGCUUAAAAUACUUGAUUUCAAAAAGAGAUGAUGUCGAUUUACAAGUGAAAAAUGAAUAUAAAAAGAAUACGAAGGGAAAAGAUGUGGAAUUUAAAAGUUAUGAUGAUGAAGAGAAAUUUAAAGGAUUUCAUGGUGGUUAUUUUGGAUUUUUGGAAGAUUCUAGUGAUGAAGACGCAAUUGGUUAA